CUCGUACCCUCAAAGUGCAGCUACCGGCUUUAAUCACUGAGGUGAUCUGAAUGGCAUUUAUGGGACAGAUGGUGUUUUUCUUCCUCCUGUAGGAUUUUUACCAGGAAAGAAAAACAACUGUCUAAAAUUGAAUAUUCUCCACUGUAACAUAUAUUUACAAACCCUAAACACAUUAAAUAUUUCUAUAACCUGGUUUCUAGCUACACAUGAAUACACCUUCUCCUGGGACGAUGCUGUGCUCUAACCUUUGCCCUGCCCUCCCUCGCCUCUUGUCGCGGAGACUCAUUGGUACCACCACCUCCAGGAUGGUGGCUGUGAAGCGACCAGAGAUUUUGUCUGUCAGCCUGGCCUUUGAGGAUCCAAGUGCCUUCAGAGUGAAGAGUCUGGGCGAACUUCUCCGAGCUCUUGGUGUCUUCCGCAUGUGUUCCUUCCCUGUGCUGGUCAACAACUGCGGUAAGCUGAUGAUAGCAGCACGCACCAUCUUGGGGAGGAGAGGGUUCUCUUUGCUGCUGCGGCCCACCGUCUACGCACAGUUUGUGGCCGGAGAAAAUGAGACAGAGAUCUCUCAGUCCAUGCGAAAGAUGAGCUUGCUGGGACUGAGGCCCAUGUUGGCGGUUCCGAUUGAGGAAGACCUCGGAGAGAGCAUUGGAGAAAAGAGAUAUGACGACAACAUGGCGGCCAUGUUGGAAUGUGUCCGGAUGUCCCACAGCAACGCCUGGAGCACAGAUCCGAUGAUGCAGUUGAAGAUCACGGCUCUGCUCAGCCCGGAGCUGUGUGUCAAACUCACAACCCUAAUUGCACAACAAUCAUACGACCUGAGCCUCCUUGUCCGAGCCAUGGAUGGAGAAAUGAUAACGUUUCCUGGAUUGGAGGAAAAAGAAGCAGCUCACUUCUUGUGUGGUCUGCAAAGACUGAACAAAAUAGCAGAGGCGAGUGUUAACAAAGUCAGAGUGCUGGUUGAUGCAGAGUACACCUACAUGAACCCUGCUCUCACUCUGCUCACCAUGGCACUGAUGAAGAAGUUUAACAAAGAUGGCGCCUGGAUCUGGAACACCUAUCAGUGUUAUCUAAAGGACUCCAGGUCUCUGCUGUUGGAGGCUCUCCAUCUGUCGCAGGCUGAAGGUUUCUGUUUGGGAGUCAAACUGGUACGAGGUGCAUACAUGGACAAAGAGCGAAAGCUGGCAGAGAAGGAGUGCCGGGUGGACCCCAUUCACCCGAGCUGGGAAGAGACCAACAAGAGUUAUAACAGCUGCCUGGACGUGAUGAUGGAAGCCAUAGCACAGAAACCGGACCGCUACAGGAUCAUCGUGGCCACUCACAAUGAGGAGUCUGUGAGACGAGCUGCUGCAAGGAUGGAGGAGUUGGGGAUAGAAAAAGAUGGAGGCUCAGUGUGUUUCGGCCAGCUACUGGGGAUGUGUGAUCACGUCUCCCUGACGCUGGCAAAGGAAGGUUACUCUGUCUACAAGUCGGUGCCGUACGGCUCAGUGGAAGACACGCUGCCCUAUCUGGUGCGCCGGGCCCAGGAGAACCGCACCGUACUGCAGGGCAUUCGCAAAGAAAGAGACCUGCUCAGGCAGGAGCUCAGACACAGGAUGAGGCGGAGCAUGAGGGGUGGCAGCUAAUGACAGAAAACCAACAGAAUCUGAAAACAGGACAAACCAGGAGGACUUAACUGGUGUAAACUGCUGCUAAUAAUCCAUUCCAAUAAGGAAAACAACAAUCAUUUGAAACUUUAAGAAACUUCCGGCUUAUUUCCCUCAAUGUUUGUGCUUUGCUUAGUGUAGUUUUAAUUCUUAUUAAAAUGCAUUUUUUUGCUCCAAUCACUUUGAAACUAUUACCAUACAAAUAGGCAAUAUAAGCUUCAGGUAGAAUCUGAGGAAUUGAAACAUUUGUUCGCCUUCCCAGGGGCGUCAAACUCAUUUUUAUUUUGGCCAUAAAUCAUGAACCACAGGGCCAGUUGUGACAAAAAUUAUUAAUAAAAUUACCAGUUUUAUCAAUACAUUUCAAAGUACUGUUCUCUGCACUCACUGGGUGCAUUUUAAAAUUAUAUUUAGCACCCAAGUAAUUUAUACAAACAAGAACUGACUUAAUUUGAGUGAUAAAAUAAUAUAUAAGCACACAGCAAUUUUUAAAAAUAUUUUCUGUGGCCCUGUGGAAUCUGGAGAACCACAGUUUGGCCCAGAUUACAGAAUGACUGGCAGUGUAUUUAUAAUUUUGUUAGCCUAAUAGCAAAAGUCCUAUUUUUUAAAACAUUGUAGGCAAUUGAGCUGUCAUAUUUUCAAUUAUUCUAUUAGGCUCACUCUGUGUUGGUUUAUAAUUAGACACAAAUGUUAACCUCAAACUGUAAAUUAUUAUAUUUAGCUGUGCAGAUCCAUGUUUUAGCUAUAAGUUGGUUUGGUUCAAGAAAUUUAAAACCCAGUUUUUUGCUUUGUUUUUCUGAAUAAACAAACAAGACUGUGUUUAUUGUUUUUUUCUUUAUUACGGUUUAGUAAAUAAUAGUUAACAUUUUCUAACUGACCACGCUGCUUUGCUAGAGGAGAAAAUCUUCAUGGUUCGGUGCUGAACGGUGGCGAUGCUGAAACAUUUCAGAGCUGUAAAUGUUUCAGCAGAUUCAGGAGAAACUGAAAGCACUUUUCCAUUGGCGGUUGUUGUGGAAUGAAAACAACUCCA
Molecule: messenger RNA, 2670 nt
Organism: Poeciliopsis prolifica (blackstripe livebearer)
Lineage: Eukaryota; Metazoa; Chordata; Actinopteri; Cyprinodontiformes; Poeciliidae
Gene: prodh2
Product: proline dehydrogenase 2
Exons: 11
Coding region: 207-1622 (471 amino acids)
Cellular component (GO): mitochondrion
Molecular function (GO): proline dehydrogenase activity; FAD binding
Source: RefSeq, a predicted model, not a curated record